This is a messenger RNA of Fusarium tjaetaba, 324 nucleotides long. RefSeq lists its product as uncharacterized. The transcript has a single exon. NCBI's taxonomy places the organism in Eukaryota, Fungi, Ascomycota, Sordariomycetes, Hypocreales, Nectriaceae. The record is from RefSeq and is a predicted model, not a curated record. The coding region runs from base 1 to 324 and encodes 107 amino acids.
AUGCGACUGGAGAAAGCGCUUCGGGACCAACAACAAGCAGGCCAGGCGUUGGAAAAGAGAAACGCAACUGCGAAAGGGGAGAUCGAAGAUCUACAGAAGAGAAUUAAAACAGCAGAAAAGGAGAUUGAAGACCUCCAAAAGCAGAACGACAAGAUCAACUUUGAAGGCUAUGACGGAAGACUUUGGGAUGUAGAACAGGGGCUAGAUGAGGUCGGUGAACAGUACAAAGACCUCAAAGAUAAUGUGGUCACUCAAGAGAAUUUGAAAGAUUUCGGAGAGGACAUUAAACAAGAUAUUGGGAAAAGAAUAUUGGGCGAUGAUUGA